UGCUGUUCAAGAAGAGUUUUUUUUUUCCAUGCAAGUCUUCCCUUGCAUAAAUUAUGUUCAUGACGCUGUGCAAAAAAAAGACGAUUUUAUAUUAAAUUUGCAAGACUUUUAUCGCGGAAGCCGCUCUUUAUCGGGUUGUGGAAAGGUGUUUCGGAGUUAGGGAAAACCUGGAGGUGACGGAGAGGGUAUCAUUAAAUAUUAAACAGCAGAGGCCGUGCUCCGAUCCGAGCCGCUUUAUCAAUGCAAAUGUCCCUUUGUGUUUCCGAGCCGCGGCGCACACAGCCCGUGCGCGCUGUGAGAUGAAUUUGUAAUUAUCCGCUUCAACAAAACAGUGGCCAAGCGCUGAUAAUCCCACGCAAAAGAGGGGGGGGGGAACAAAUUGCACCCCAAAACUCUGGCGCUAACGGUAAGUUGCAUUAGCAUGCAGGAGCAGUGACUCCAGGGAGGGAUCAUGGAAGCAGAGGAGCUGGCUGCUAACAAUGCCCCACUCACCAUCAAUGAACAGGUGAUUGUGAUGUCAGGACAGGAGACCAUCAGGGUCCUGGAGCUGGAGGUGGCAGGCCCGCUGCCGGCCCUGGGGGCUGAUGGGAAGGACGCGGACGCCAUGGCGAGCGAGGGAGGCGUGGCCAGUCCAGUUCUGGAGCCCAGUAGGGGAGGGGAGGGGACCCCAGGACCAGAGGGGACCCCGACACAGGAGGGGGCGGGCGCAGCGACGGCAGCUCCAGUGGAGUUGCCCUCCCCUGUGGUUCAGGCUGUGACCCCUAUGGCACUGACUAGUGGCCUCUUGCCCCCAGCCCAAGCCUCUCUCCCCAUCACUGUGCAGGCUGGCACACAGUUCCUGACCCCAGACAGCCUGGCCGCGGUGAUGACCGGGAUGAUGACCCCAGGCGCAGCGGCCGCUCAGCCCUUCCUCAUCCCCCUCAGCAUGGCCGGACAGAUGGCCGGUCAGCAGAGCCUGGCUGUCUUCACAUUCCCUACAGCCACCAUGGCCACUCUGCCUGGCCUGACUGCCGUCACUCCAGCAGGGGGCGUCCUGAAGCUGCCCUUCACCGGGCUGCAAGCUGCCACAGUGCUGAAUGCAGUCCCGCCCCAGCUCCACGCUGCCUCCCCACAGACAGUCCUGCAGAGCAGCAUCCCAGCAGCAUCGCCGCAGAAACCAGCCGAGACGCAGGUCUCCGUGGCAACCGUGCAGACCGCUGGCAUCUCUAUCAACCCCGCCGUAAUCAGCGCCGCCUCUCUGGGCGCCCAGCCGCAGUUCAUCAGCUCGCUCGCCACCACGCCCGUCUUCACCAGCGGCAUCGCGGGCAUUCCCGGCAUCACCAGCCAGAUCAUCACCAACGCACAGGGGCAGGUGAUCGGGACCCUGCCUUUCCUCUUGAACCCGGCUGCCUCUCUGGGGGCCGGGGGUGGCUCCCCAGCGACGCUCCCAGCUCAGAGCCUGCAGGUCCAGACCAUCUCCCCUCAGCUGCUCGUCAACGCGCAGGGGCAGAUCAUCGCGACCAUCGGGGGCACCACAGCACAGCCCACCCUGCUGCACAGCGUGGCUCAGACACAGCCCCCCGCCAAACCAACAGUGCAGGGUGCCGCUGCAGUGACGGCGGUGUCCGUCUCCCAGGCUCCUGUCAUCAUCGCCCCCCAGCCCCCAUCCCUGAAGACCAUGGCAGCCAUCUCCGCAGCGGAGACCCCCACAGUGGGCCAGCUCGUCAGCAGCAAGCCCCAGGGUCCGGCCCUGGACGAUGACGGGAUUAACCUGGAGGAGAUCCGCGAGUUUGCCAAGAACUUCAAGAUCCGCCGGCUGUCCCUGGGACUGACGCAGACUCAGGUGGGGCAGGCGCUGACCGCCACAGAGGGGCCCGCCUACAGCCAGUCUGCCAUCUGCAGGUUUGAGAAGCUGGACAUCACUCCGAAGAGCGCUCAGAAGCUGAAGCCGGUUCUGGAGCGGUGGCUGGCCGAGGCUGAGCUGUGGAACCAGAAGGGGCAGCAGAACCUGAUGGAGUUCGUGGGGGGGGAGCCCUCGAAGAAACGCAAGCGCAGGACGAGCUUCACCCCCCAGGCCAUCGAGUCGCUCAACACCUACUUCGAGAAGAACGCCCUCCCCACGGGACAGGAGAUCACCGACAUCGCCAAGCAGCUCAACUACGACAGAGAGGUGGUGCGGGUGUGGUUCUGCAAUCGCCGGCAGACCCUGAAGAACACGAGCAAGCUGAACGUGUUUCAGAUAUAGCAGGGAGAGGGACAGGGGAGAGGGGACGGAGAACAGGAGGGAGAGGGGAGAGGGCAGAGACAGGGAGCCAGGAGAGGAUGCAUCAAAAGCAACUGGAGCACACCUCCUUAUUUUCCUGGCCCAUCCCUUAUAAAACACACACACAUGGCAAACGCAUGUGUGUUGCUCUAAGCUGGCCUUGUUGAUACUGGACUAGAACAGGCUGGACUUUAUAUACAGCAUACCGAUCAAGUUCCUACUCUCAUCACAACAUCAAAAGUUGAAGUCCCCUGGACCCCGGGACUCGCUGCCCCUUCUAUUGAGCUCGUGGGUUGCUUGGUGCUCUCACGGGUCCUUCAAAGACUGGACUAGAAACAGGACCCAUAUCCUAAAAGGAUCCGAAAACUAAUCAUUUUAUCGAGGACGGUUUGCAACUCAUGGUCAAGGGUGCCCUUGUAAAAGUUUCCUGAAGUAAAGGCACAGCGAAGUGUGUUAAAACGCAAUGCAAGCAUGGGUAAAGCCCUCUGGGUUGUAUGCUGUCCAGUUGAUUUGUAAGCAGUUCCCUGGCAGUCAGACACCCAGCAGUAAAUUGGUCAGGUGUUAAAUAAUAUCUCGUGAACUCAGAGCAACACCUGACAUUUAUAAUUCCAGUUUCCCUUUUAAUCGAUUUCAACACAUGAUUGAUAUCGAAGGAACUGGAGUUGAUAUUUUAAAGACGUCGUAUUUGUUGCGAUUGUUCGUCUGCUUUCAUUUGAAGGCAGUUGAAUUGACUGACACGCAGUGACUGUAACUGAAGGAAUUCGUCGACACUCUGAGAAGCUCGUUCUGACAGAGCUGAUUUAGCCAUUUUGAUCAGUGAUGUGUUUGAAUUGAUUAAAAGGGAUUGGAACCGGGAAUUGAUGUUGAAAUGGAACUGAAAAACUAUUUUAAACGAUGGUCACCUGAUCACAUUCCACGCUCGACUGCAGAUCUCCAGAACGGGGGAUGAAACCGUUAUGAAAGAAAGCAAGUCAGUCACUGAAACUAUAUUAAUAUAUAUAUAGUCAUACUGUGAUAAUGUCUAUUAGUUGUCUUGUACAAACUUGACUUGUUAAAGUUUCACAGGCUACAGUAAUUAGUUUGAAGUGUGGGGUGAACAGAAAGAGACUUGACAUUGUGUGCUGUGUUUAAAACAGAAACCAGCUGGCUUCGCUGAGCCAGGCCCCCUGUGUUUGCAAUAAGUUCCCACGGGUGUGUUUUUAACAUGGCCUGUGCAGUGUGGCCCCUGUGCACUGUGGCCCCUGUGCACUGUGGCCCCUGUGCACUGUGGCCCCUGUGCACUGUGGCCCCUGUGCACUGUGGCCCCUGUGCUUCCUCUAGUUUGAACCAGAGAAGGACUCAAAAGUUAACCACCAACUACCAGAAUCUCCAGCAAAGUGGGUAUUUGUACGAUACAGACCUUUUCUUUAGUGAACCUCGCUGGGUUACGCAGCGGUCAGUGCGAUACAGCGAGAUGCAAACUGUGCUUGGCUGCAGAGAGAUUAUUAUUAUUAUUAUUAUUAUUAUUAUUAUUAUUAUUAUUAUUAUUAUUAUUAUUAUUAUUCUAUAUAAAGCUUACAGUGUGUACUGUAUAUAUUUUAGGAAACAUUUAUUGCAGGGUUUUGAAUCAAUCCUUCAGAAUUGAUCAUUGAUCAUUGAUCAGGCUUUAACUGCAGUUAACAUGGUCGAGCCCUGUAUGUAAAACACUGCGGGUGAGACUGAUUGAAUAUCACCAUAAGAGACAGGCUACAAUAUCAAGCGCUGCAUUUGCAAUUGAAUCCGUCUCCUAACUCAUGAAAAGAAUAAAGUGCUCAAACCACAGCCCUCUGAAUCCCUUCUAAAAGUAAAAGCACAGCAAAGUGUAAUAAAGCAGAGGUACAAUAUUAUCAGAACACCUGCAGAUUUGUCAUUUAUAUCCUUUAUAUACCUGCCUGCAUGAAAUCCUCAGGGUGGGAGAAUUUAAAUUUCCAUCUCAGUAAUCAUUAAAAAAAAACAGCUAACAUGUUAGCCCACUUUGUGAUUUAAUCAGGCAUCUUAAACAACUUCUAAAAAGUCUCCUGCGUUUAACCACGUGUGGCUCUGUGUUCCUUUUCUCUUUCUGAAUUAAUUGCAUGAGUGCUUCAGUUAAAUUAGACAAUGACUAAGAUUUUGCACCAGUUUAAUUUCAUAUGCACAACAAACCCAAACAGAAGCAGUGGGUGACGCAAUGCACAGGACUGUAAGUACAGCAAAGAACAGCGAGGUGUGGUAAACGUGUAAUGCAUAUUAAUAAUCUUGGCAAACCAGGGUAAACUGUGGUAAAUGCAUAGCAUAGCCAUGGGGAUAAAAGCAUGAGGACAGUGCAGAGAUACCGUGGUAAAGUUUUAGAAGCGAUCUCUCACACACACGGAGAUCUGCAAUCGUGUUUGUAUUUUGUAACCUUGCAACAUCCAGGCACUUUUUUGGGACAUAGUUGUCUACUGAACCGAGAAACAGCAAUAAACAUGAAAUCAAAACA
Acipenser ruthenus (sterlet) is the source of this 4718-nucleotide messenger RNA. RefSeq names its product POU domain, class 6, transcription factor 1-like. Gene Ontology annotation, biological process: regulation of transcription by RNA polymerase II. The coding region runs from base 452 to 2224 and encodes 590 amino acids. Lineage: Eukaryota; Metazoa; Chordata; Actinopteri; Acipenseriformes; Acipenseridae. The transcript has 11 exons. Gene Ontology annotation, molecular function: RNA polymerase II cis-regulatory region sequence-specific DNA binding; DNA-binding transcription factor activity, RNA polymerase II-specific. The record is from RefSeq and is a predicted model, not a curated record.